UCAGGUAUUAAACUACAAAUUUGCGGAUUCGCUGCUUGCCAAUGGCGUGAGAAAUAUGGCCAAAAAUUAGCGGUGCAAAAAAUUAAUCCUCGAAUUAAACGAGUAUACUUUGGACGCGAGGAAUAUAUUGCAUCUACAACAUAUCUUGUGGGCUCAGAACAUGGUAGUAAUUUCAAUAUGGAUGCUGGCACUUAUACCUACACAUUCUCCUGUCCCAUACCACCAAACUGUCCUUCAUCCUUCGAAAGCACUUACGGACACAUACGUUACCUCGCCAAAGUUACAUUUAUACGAAACGGCGCUGCCGAUCGCGUACACAAUGUAGGCUUCACAGUACUCAAAUUGCUAGAUUUAAAUCAGGAGAGUAAAAUGUUGAAGUCGCCCGCCACCAACGAUGCGCUCGAGAAUGUCUGCUUCUUCCUAUCCAAGGCGGUACACCUGAAAGUCGACCUCCAACAGACAGGCUAUGUACCGGGCCAGUAUGUGUUGGUCAGCGCUGAUGUGGACAAUCAAUCGUCCGUAGACUGUAAAAAGCUUAUUAUAACGUUGAAUUUACGCGCCACAUACACUUCAGAUACGCCAGCUUUGCGCACAGUUUCGGAGAAAAUUUGUCUUGCGAAAAAAGUUUGCGGUCAUGUGCCGCGUUACAUGCGCAAAGCCUUCGCAGAAACUAUACGCGUGCCAGCGACUGCGCCAACCUGUGAGCAUAUAAGCAAAGUUGUACGCGUCUCCUACGAGCUUUGUGUGCAAGCAAUGAUGAGUUCUGUGAUGCGAAAUCCGAAAACCGUUAUACCAAUAACUAUUGGCAAUGUGCCUUUAACGACAGCUGAUGAGGAAGAAUGGUUAGAGGAAGAGCGUGAAAGAGAAGAUGUGCCAACAACAUCUGCUGGACACGUUCGAUCAACUAGAGAAAUGGAAAGUGAAAUUGGAGCGAUAAGAGCAGUGAGCGAGGAAGAUACAAGUGAAGCUGAGGAGGGAAUUGAUUUGCCUCCACCCACCUAUGAGGAGGCGAUGUUCAUGA
Rhagoletis zephyria (snowberry fruit fly) is the source of this 1021-nucleotide messenger RNA. RefSeq names its product arrestin domain-containing protein 17. Lineage: Eukaryota; Metazoa; Arthropoda; Insecta; Diptera; Tephritidae. The record is from RefSeq and is a predicted model, not a curated record. Gene Ontology annotation, biological process: protein transport. Gene Ontology annotation, cellular component: cytoplasm.